UUAUCUGCAGUGCUUCUUGGGAGCUGCUGGUAUGACAACCACUGUAAACAUCGCUGGAGCGCCUAGUUUGUCUGCGGUUUUACGAUGUUCACCGAGAAGGAUUAUUUUGCCAAAGUAGGACAACUUCAACAGCUUCUAUGUGAAAGUGAAAAGAAAAGAUUGGAUCUGGAAAGGCAGUUGUUUUCACAAAACCGAUCCGACCAGCGUAUUUUUCAGAUGAAACGCAACAGACUGCAAGCCUAUUUAAAGGAAGUACACGAUAGAGAAAAACAUGCCACAGUUAGAAACCAAACAUUUCUGAAUGAAGUUAAUAAGAUUGAAGCACAUCUCCAGAUGAUGGCCAGUAGUAUUGAGAAUCUUCAUCAAAAGAAGGUCAAGCAGUUUCCAGGAGCCUCUGCUACUGAUGUCACUACAGAUUUCACUGAGGGGCUUUACCAGCCUGCAGUUAUCUUUAUGGGUCGCCAAACAUCAACUCUUUCAGAUUCUCCAAUCAAACUGCCAACAGAAAAUUUUACUAGACAUAUUUCUCUGUUACAUGAACGGGAGAAGGUGGAUAGCUGCCACACUUCAACAGUGGUUUCAAAAACAAAGCACGUAAUGCCUUUAUUCAGUAAUGUUCACAAUGUGGAGGUUAAUUCAAUUGACAGCUCUUCUUUAGGACCUGCAACCAAUAUACAAUCUUUUAGAUCUGAAACAAACCAUGUUUCUACUAAGCAAAAAGUCAUUGUGGAAGAAGAAUCUGGUUCUCCUGAACACAGGGAUGACCUAUUGUCACCAGAGCAAAAUCCAACAGUCCAUUAUGAAAAUUACAUCGUAAAUAAUAAAAUUUCAAUGGAAAAAAAACAAAUGCAGAGUCAAUCUACAAAGAGAGAAAUCCCUAAUACAUUUCAGUCAGCCCCUGUUUCAAGUAAUCAUUCCAAAAGUGAUUUAGGACAUGAACAUAAGAGCAGUCCAAAAAUGCAUUCAAAGCCUGACAUUCCCGAACAGCAAAAGGACGAAGACUCUGAAAGUGAUCUUACUGUUUCAGUGAGUGAGGAUGAUGAUGAUGAAGAUGAUUAUGAAGAUGAAACUGUAGUUAGAAAUGUUACAAUAGUGAAGUCUGGCCUUUCAAAACAUAAUAAUUUUUACACUAUGGAAGAUUCGUUGACACAAGAGUGGAAACCUACCAGCAAUGUUGAAAAUGAAAAUGGUAUAUCUUCACAUCAAAAAGGUCUGUGCCUUUCAAAGGAGUCAUUUUUGCAUUUAUUGGCAAGUAUUGAAGGACGAAUAAUUUCACUAGAACAACAACAUGCAGAGUUGUAUCGAUUGUCAACUAUCAGCAACACACAGCUAACUAAAAUAAUAAGCCUUUGUAAUCAGAAGGAGAGCCUGAAUGAAGAGAACCUUGAAGCAUGUGGAGCAGUCGUCCUCCAUCAGCUUCAGAAACUGUCACAAGAUACUUUAAAAGGGAGUUUGUUAAACGAAGAGAUACUUACUAACAACUGGACUUGCAUGGAUGAAAACACAGUCAGAUCCUCCAUGCCUUCAGAUUCAGCAGAGUUGUGGGAUAUUUUGUACAGACAUGCUUUUAUGCUGAAAGUGCACAGUGUGUUAACUGGGCAUGAGAUAGCAGAAAUAUUUGCACCAUUAAUAACUCCCAGAAACUCCGCAAAUAUUAAUGAGGCUAAAGAAUUGCUAAAGAUGCUUUUUCUAGAAGUGGGUGAAAGAAGCCUUUCUGUUGCAAGCAGUGAAUCAUCCUGUAGUUUGCCAUCAGUGCUCAAUGACAGUGGUGAAAUAAAACAAGCAAAACCUGCUCAAUGGCUCUACAGUACAGUCAUUGGGAAACAAGGGCAGCAAAAUGAUUAUGAAGAAAGCAAGGAUGAACUCUUCAUUGAAAGUGUCCCUAUUAGAGAGACAAAGGCUUAUCAGAUGCUCAAACAAUCAGCAGUGCAGCAGACACAAGACUCUCAAGAUGAAGUUGAUAAGUCUGGGAUUGAGCAUGGAGAAAAAUGUGGAGAGAUACAUUCUGAAAAGGGUGUGGCUGUUUGUUACCAAAGUCUUCAAGAAGGGAAUAAACCUGUAAAACAAGUGCCUACUCUAAAAUCAAAAGCCUUCUGGGGUGAAUCAGAUGACAGCAGCUCUGAUAUUGAAGCCGCUUUACGCCCUCAAACUCUAAGCACAUAUAAUGAUGACUUUGAUGAUUUUUAUGAUUAGAAGAGUAGCGAGAUUGGAAAAAAUAUGUUGAAAUUGUUACCCUAGCUAACAUGUUAACUUAUUGUGACAGGAUGGAAAAAUAUUGUGCUGUAUCUAGUUAUUCUUUCAAAAUUAUGUUUUAAAUAAUAUACCUUUUCUUCAAAAUCCUAAAUAGAGCUCAUUUAAUUAUGUUUUUCAUUUUCCAUGUAUUAAAUUGUUGUUGUAUGUAAUGUAUUAGUAAUAAACUUUAAUUUACUGGA
Molecule: messenger RNA, 2432 nt
Organism: Polypterus senegalus (gray bichir)
Lineage: Eukaryota; Metazoa; Chordata; Cladistia; Polypteriformes; Polypteridae
Gene: kiz
Product: kizuna centrosomal protein
Exons: 14
Coding region: 85-2193 (702 amino acids)
Biological process (GO): spindle organization
Cellular component (GO): centrosome
Source: RefSeq, a predicted model, not a curated record